Psammomys obesus (fat sand rat) is the source of this 1697-nucleotide messenger RNA. RefSeq names its product ring finger protein 122 (gene Rnf122). The coding region runs from base 311 to 778 and encodes 155 amino acids. The record is from RefSeq and is a predicted model, not a curated record. The transcript is spliced from 6 exons. Lineage: Eukaryota; Metazoa; Chordata; Mammalia; Rodentia; Muridae.
AGGGGGUGUGCACCGCUCGGUGUCAGUUUUCGGAAUCCCAGCGCGCACUGCUUGGCGCGGUGGGACCCAAACCCCGCUCCGUGCCCCGGCCCUCUCGCUGCCCUCCCGGCCCGGGCCGUUCGCGAUUCCCGUGGGCAGAGCUCCGCUCCAGAAGACUUUCUUUCCUCUUUGUUGCUCUACAAACCGGCCUCUCUGCAGCCCCUGACUCCUCCGGUAGUUGCAGCUCCAGCCGGGCCAUCUCCGUGCACAGCCCCGCCGGCCCCCUCACCCUGUCUGCGUUCGUUCGGGGAAGCCGACCUUGACUUCAUUGAUGCACCCAUUCCAGUGGUGUAACGGGUGUUUCUGUGGCCUGGGACUGGUUAGUAACAACAAGUCCUGCUCAAUGCCACCUAUCAGUUUCCAAGACCUUCCUCUCAACAUCUACAUGGUCAUCUUCGGCACAGGCAUCUUCGUCUUCAUGCUCAGCCUCAUCUUCUGCUGCUACUUCAUCAGUAAACUCCGGAACCAGGCACAGAGCGAGCGAUAUGGCUACAAGGAGGUGGUGCUUAAAGGUGAUGCUAAGAAGUUGCAGCUCUAUGGGCAGACCUGUGCAGUUUGUCUAGAAGACUUCAAGGGGAAGGAUGAGCUGGGUGUGCUUCCAUGCCAGCAUGCCUUUCACCGCAAGUGUCUGGUGAAGUGGCUAGAAGUCCGUUGUGUCUGCCCCAUGUGCAACAAGCCCAUCGCAGGCCCCACGGAGACCUCGCAGAGCAUCGGGAUCCUUUUGGACGAGCUGGUGUGAGUGCUCCUCGCACAUGGACCCUGGAGAAGACGGCUCACGUCAUGGGCACCUGGGUGGUAUCAUUCGAGCUCACUUAAAGGCAAGGGUGACAGGGCUGGGCUUCCACCAGAAUUGCCAGAACUGUGGGACUUGCCCAGACUCUGCCUCCCAGAGCUUCACUUCCUGUUUGUUACCUGCUUCUGGGGGACUCAUUCAGGCAGACUACUCUCUCCUGGUACUGGACUGACCAUCCACCUGCCUCAUCCUUGCCCUGGGAAGGAGUCAAACCCUGUGACUGUGAACAUAGACACUUCCCUUUGGAGAACAAGCGACUCUGACCUUGAGGAUGAAGUGGUUCUGGACCACCCACAUCUCUCAUUUCCUGCUGGAACCUUCCCCAUGGGAUGGUUUGAAGGGAAGGAAGGAAAGAUUGAGAACCCAAGAGGAAAGGCUCUCUAUGAAGCAAAGGAGAGGGCAGGGACCUAGAAAAGGGAAAAGUCGAUGUUUACAUGAGAUGUAGGAAAACAAAGGCCAACGUCUUCCUGGCACUGCAGGGUGAUGGGACCAAAGCCUCCCCUGUUAGGAUCAGAGGUGCUAUUUGUUCUCUUCCUGGCCCUGGUUAAUCUCAGAGAUUCCUAUGCCUUGUUGGUUUUGAAGAUACCCCAUUCUGUAGGAGGGGCCGUCUAAUCCUCAGCCCAUUUCCUGGGGCUUUUUUUUUUUUUUUUUUUUUUUUAGAAGCAUAAGGGCUCUGGCAUGUGGGGGUGUUGGGAGGUUACAGUAGGGCAGGUGUCUGCUUCCCCUCUGUAAAUAGUAUUUUUAUACUUCAUCUUCACCAUCUCAGGCUUUACACAUGUAGCCCCCAAGAUGGAGGGGGUGGAGUCUCCCUCUCCUCCCCCCCCAAGUGGCUGAGAAUGGGAAAAGGUUAUGUAUUUAAAGAAAA